AUGACACAAGAUCGGGCUACAUAUGAAUAUAUUAAUGAUAAAUCACCACUGAUAACUGAAUCCAUUUAUAAAAAUCCAGUUUUUCAUGAUUAUCAUGAAGAUACAACAAAACUACCACUACUAAAUAAUUCAUUAUCAUCAAAUAAUAUUGAACAAUCACCUUACGAAGAAGUAGCUGUUAAUAUAUCAAAUACAGAUGAUCCAACAACAUUAUGUCUUACAGUUCGUUCAAUAUUUAUUGGUAUUCUAUUAACAUGUCUUAUGGGAUUUAUAUCUCAAUUUUUUUCUUUUCGUACAUCACCAUUAGAUCUUAAUAUUGGUAUUAUUAUAUUACUUGCAUAUUUGCUUGGCAAAUUAAUGUCAAAAAUAUUACCGGAGCGUCUAUGUCAUAUAAAAUUAAAUCCGGGUCCAUUCACAUUUAAAGAACAUGCUAUUAUUACAAUAAUGGCUGCAUCAGGAACACGUACAGGUGAAGGUGUUGAAACAAUAAUAAUUCAACGUCUGCAUUAUAAACAUCAUCUUAAUCAUGUUAAUUCAGUGUUAUUUUUAAUAACAAUGCAUUUUAUUGCUAUUUCAAUAUCGGGUGUUUUGAGAAGAUAUCUUAUAUGGCCAGCUUUUAUGAUAUGGCCAAAAACAUUAAUGAGUUGUUCUUUAAUCCGUACAUUAGUUAAUGAAGAUGAAUUUAAUAAAGAUAAUUCUCGAUGGAAAAUGUCACGUUCGAAAUGUUUUUGGUUAAUUGUUUUAUUUCAAUUUGUUUGGUAUUGGUUUCCCGGUUAUAUAUUUCCUCUUUUAUCAUUUUUUUCAUUAAUUUGUUUCAUGGCACCUAAAAAUAUUAUUCUUUCACAGAUAACAGGUACAUAUGGACUUGGUUUAGGUGCGAUAGAAUUCGAUUGGAAUGCUUUGGUAGCUUAUUUAGAUUCACCUAUUCUUGUACCAUUCUGGGCACAUGUAAAUAUUUUCAUUGGAUUUAUAGUUGUUGUUUGGAUUGUAACACCGAUUUUUUAUUAUGUAAAUGUUUGGGAUUCGCAAAAAAUGCCUAUUAUUUCAAUUAGAGUUUUUGAUAAAGAUGGUUAUUUUUUUAAUACGACUGAAGUAUUGACCAAAGAUCUUCGUUUGAAUAAUACUGCCUAUGAAGCCUAUGGUGACUAA
This is a messenger RNA of Rotaria sp. Silwood2, 1149 nucleotides long. Lineage: Eukaryota; Metazoa; Rotifera; Eurotatoria; Philodinida; Philodinidae. The record is from the annotation of a GenBank genome assembly.